This is a messenger RNA of Knipowitschia caucasica, 297 nucleotides long. Lineage: Eukaryota; Metazoa; Chordata; Actinopteri; Gobiiformes; Gobiidae. The record is from the annotation of a GenBank genome assembly.
AUGAUGAGUGGGUCUCGGGGGCUGUUGCUGUUGAGGGGUAGGUUUGGGGGCCUGCUGCUGCUGGGGAGAUGGUUUGGGGGUCUGCUGCUGAGGGCCAGGUUUGGGGGUCUGCUGCAGCUGCUGAGGGCCAGGUUUGGGGGUCUGCUGCAGCUGCUGAGGGCCAGGUUUGGGGGUCUGCUGCAGCUGCUGAGGGCCAGGUUUGGGGGUCUGCUGCAGCUGCUGAGGGCCAGGUUUGGGGGCCUGCUGCUGCUGAGGAGAUGGUUUGGGGGAGAUGGUUUGGGGGCCUGCUGCUGCUGA